Knipowitschia caucasica is the source of this 831-nucleotide messenger RNA. NCBI's taxonomy places the organism in Eukaryota, Metazoa, Chordata, Actinopteri, Gobiiformes, Gobiidae. The record is from the annotation of a GenBank genome assembly.
AUGACACACAAGCCGCGUCCCGAACUGGCGCGCAGACCGGAACCGGCCUCAGGCACCGCUCACUCCUGGGAGAUUUGGGUCCGUUCAGCCCGGGUGAAGAUCCAAGCGAUGACCACCUUCUCCUCCGGACUUGGACCCCAGCCCUGGAUCCACGCUUCCUUCUCCUUCCGCGGCGCCGGAACAGAUGAACAGAACAAGAGAGAGGAAGAAGACAGGCAGAGGAAAGAGCAAGAUCGAUCUACAAGAGAGGAGUAUGAGCGAAAGCUUCAAGACUUAGAAAAGGAAUCAAAAAAGAGCUUUGAUAGAAAACUGCAAGAGAACAAAGUCCAAAUGGAAAAGGAUCGAGAAGCCUGGGAAGAGGAGAGAGGACAGUGGUGGGAAAACCGACAGCAGCAGGACAAACGGAGACGAGAGCAGGAGCAGGAGAGACUUGAUAAACUGGAGCAAGAAUACAAAGACAAACUGGAAAAGUACAGAAUAAAGAAAGAAGCAGAAGAUCAAGACAGACUGGAGCAGAGGAAGAGGUUGCAGGAAAGACAUGAGAAACAAGUUGAGGAACUGAGGACGACGUAUGAGGAAGAAGCUCGCAAGAAGGCGGAAGAGUUCAACGACUUCAAACAGAAUGUCAUGAAGAAACAUGAGGAAGAGCAGAGUCGACAAAUCCAAGAGUUAGAGGAGAAACAGAAGCAAGAGAUGGACGAUUUGAAGAAGAAAUCUGGGGGCACUGUGACUGAGCAGGAAGAGGAGGAACUGAAAAUGAAACACGAACAGAAGAUGAAUGACAUCAAGAAUAAGAUGAUACCUGAAGAAAGUUGGUGUCCCAUUUCAUAA